This is a messenger RNA of Lolium perenne, 918 nucleotides long. The record is from RefSeq and is a predicted model, not a curated record. Lineage: Eukaryota; Viridiplantae; Streptophyta; Magnoliopsida; Poales; Poaceae.
AUGCACCACGCGGUGGCCGACGGGCUGUCAGUGUUGCAUUUUCUACGGGCAUGGUCUGCCGCGUCGCGGGAGGGAUCGACCACAGCGGCGGGGAUCGUGCCACCGACGUUUGACAAGACAAGGAUCCUGCAGCACCCCAAAGCAGAGACGUCGGCGCGGAUGUUCACCCGCCUCUCCGCGCCGGAUCUGCCCACGGUGAACAUGCUCCCGGAUCCGGACUGGACGCGGCAGAGCAGGAGGACCUACCUGCUCUCCGCCGGCCAAAUCCAGGCACUGAAGCGACGCAUCCUCGAGAGCCAAGCAGCCAAGAACGGCGACAACCAGCCGUCGCCGGAGCCCCCGACCACCUACGUUGCGCUCGCGGCGCUACUGUGGACAUCCAUUGCCAGGGCAGUGGACCGCCACGCCGAUGACGCCGACGAGAUGUACUUCCAGUUCCCCGCGGACUGCCGCCGCCGCCUGCGCCUCGAGCCCGGCUUCUUCGGUAACUGCAUCAAGGUCUGCUACGCACGUGCAACGGCUGGCGAAAUCUGCGGCAAUGACGGCGACCACGCGCUCGCAUCCGCAGCGGCGGCGGUCCGGAGGGCGAUCCGCGAGCAAAAGGAGGAGGAGGACCCGCUGGGCGACGCCGACCGGUGGGUGGAGAUCAACCGGGGCGUCCCGCAGGAGAGGGUCGCGAAGCAUUGGUCGAACGACCGGUUCAUGGCGUACGAGGUGGACUUCGGGUGGGGGCAGCCGAGCCGGGUGGAGGUCGUGUCCGUGUUCAGCCAAGAGAUGGCGACGCUUAUCGGAGCGCGGGACGGCGCGGUGCAGGUCUCCGUCGCGCUAGACCGGGAGUGCAUGGACGGCUUCGAGGCCACCUUCCUGUCGCAGGUUUCAGCAUCCAUGAUCGAGCACCAGAUGAAGUCUCGUAUGUGA